UUACAGAGUUACGUAAAUGUCAUGUUAAUAAUACAUCAGAAAAGAUGACAAUCAUUUUUCUUGACUUCGUAUCAUUUGGGAUGUUAUCGUAAAAGAGGGAAGAAUAGAGAAAUAAUGAAAAUACAAAAAACGAGCAUACGACAAAACGAUGGAGACAAAAGGAAUCGACAAGUUAUCAGCAAAACUUAUUAAUUUAUUAUCGCGAGUUAUAUACGGUUGGAAGUAUACGCUUGAUAUACGAGUGACACUCUCACACGUUGAUUGAGUCACCAUGCAAACGGAAUACCAGUUGGAUAUAUCGAUUAACUUGUCGACAUUUUUCUUGAAGAACGUUGGGGUAUGGAUAUCUCAUGAUCCCGGUGAACAACGUCGGAUGAGAAUGUUGCUCAUCUGCACGGUUUGGAUGUUAUUGCUUGGUAUAGUGAUCAAUACUAGAGAUUUGUACUUCACAUUGUUGUAUAACGGCGAUAUUCUUUAUGUUGUGACGAAUAAUAUAACUUUGAUAAUAAGUUUAGUCAAGAUAUGCAAUAUAAUAAUAUAUAAAGGAAAAUUUUUAAAUUUAAUCGUGAACAUGCAAGAAAAUUUUUGGAACGUUAACUAUGAUUAUCACGAAAAAGAAAUUUUGGAUGAUUGCAAGAAAAUUUGCAUUUUUUUCAUCUCCUCUGUUACCACUAUUGCCAUAUGCGCCAUAAUAUCCUAUCUAAUGACACCGUUCAUUGCACAAAGUGGAAGCAAUGAAUCGGAGAGAAUGUUUCCGUUCAAUAUAUGGAUAAAUUUGCCACUAACAAGGACACCUUAUUACGAAAUUAUAUUUUUAAUCCAAGCAAUAUGUUUGUAUUACAUUGGAAUCUCCAGUUUUUGUUUCGACAAUAUUUUCUGCAUCAUGGCCGUACACUUGGCAGGGCAAUUUCGCAUACUUCAGUACAGGCUUACGAAAUUGUGUGACACGGAGCAGAAAAUACGCGAAAAGGAUUCGCAAUCGACAUUAACAAAACAAAUGCACAAAUUUUACGAGCAAUUUAAGAAAUGUGUUCAACAUCACCAGGCAUUGAUCAAUUACUACCAAAAUCUUGAGAACGUGUACACCAUGAUUACGCUUGGACAAGUGUUGGUAUUCAGUGUAUUAAUUUGCCUAUUUGGAUAUCAAGUGUUAGUGGCUACUGCGUCUUUUGCCAGACGCUCGAUUUUUGUAUUUUUGUUAAGUGGCUCGAUGUUUUUAUUAUUUUUAUUUAUUUAUUUUAUGGUCACCUACAGCUGCAACGGUGUGAUAGAGCACAGUGAUAAAGUUGCUAUAGGAGCUUACUCAGCACUGUGGACGAUCAUGCCGAUGGACAAAUUUGGGAAAAUGCUUCGAAAAGAUCUGAUAAUGGUGAUCGAGCGAUCUAGACGUGUUUGUUAUCUGACUGCGAAUGGAUUUUUCCCCGUAUCAUUAGAAACAUAUACUAAAAUUUUGAGCACAGCUGUAUCGUAUUUCACAUUGCUAAAUAAUCGCAUAGAAAACGCAAAUGGAUUAUAAUUAAUAACAACUCGUUUUUAACAACAUUUUCAUUAACACAAAAUGUCUCGAAUCAAAUAUUGCACAUUCAGGUCCAUUAAAUGAAAGAAUGAAAUAAAGAUGGAUAAUUCUUUUGAAAAUAAUAAAUAACAUUGUUUCAUUGAUCAUUUUAAUCAUUUUAAUAAUCA
Molecule: messenger RNA, 1683 nt
Organism: Apis dorsata (giant honeybee)
Lineage: Eukaryota; Metazoa; Arthropoda; Insecta; Hymenoptera; Apidae
Product: odorant receptor 13a-like
Biological process (GO): sensory perception of smell; detection of chemical stimulus involved in sensory perception of smell
Cellular component (GO): plasma membrane
Molecular function (GO): olfactory receptor activity; odorant binding
Source: RefSeq, a predicted model, not a curated record